UUAUUUUUAUUUAUAUUUAUUUUUUUUUUACUAAAGUUUUUGUUUUAAAAUGAAAGGUUUAUUACAAAUCUAAAUCGACCAAUUAAAAGUUAAAGUUCUCUCGUAAUAAAAAUAUAAAUAAAAAAGCAAAACUAAAUAAAUAAAAUUUGUCACUCUUUAAAUCGUAAAAUUAAUUAAUUCCUUCUUUAUAUAUAUUAUUUUAAUGAAAUUAAUCUUUUUAUAGUAUUAAUUAUUAUGGGAAUUAAUCUUUCAAAAAAACGUUUACGUCCAUUACGUUCGAGCGGUUCAACAUCUACAACUACUACUAUUAGUUCUUCUGAUUCAUCUAUCUUAACUAGGAACGAUUCUUUUACUAGUCAAGAAGAUUUAGAGAUAGAACCCCUCUUUCCCUUGAGUAGAUCACAGUAUGAACAGGUCCAGGCAUGGAAAGAACAACACCUUUUAUCUAAAGAAACUUGGGGUGAGCAUUUUAUAGCACCAGUUAAUGAAUGGUUAAAAUUUGGUGUUAAGGUACUGGAUAUGGGGUGUGGCACAGGCAUGUGGUUAACUGAUGUUGGAUCAGAGUAUCCAUUGUCUGAUUUUAUUGGGGUAGAUAUUCUGCCUUUAAUAAUAAAACGACAUCCUCCAAAUGUCGAGUUUAUCCAAGCGGACAUUAAAAUCCGUUUACCAUUCCCUGAUAUGUCCUUUGAUUAUGUACACAUGCGUCAUCUUCUCUUCUAUUUCACGGAAAAUGACUGGAAAAAUAUGGUAAUUCCAGAAUUAAUCCGUGUUUUGAAACCUGGAGGAUACCUCGAAAUAGCUGAAGCUGACAUUGAAUGGUAUAAUGCUUCACCACUUACGAAGACUUUAAUUAGUGCCGCACAUAACGUAAUGAGACAAAGAGGAAUUAAUCCAUUUAUUAUUAAUCGAAUACGAGAAAUUAUGGACAACACUGGAAUGUUCCAGGGAAUUUAUCAUAAGACCGCAGAUUCCCAGAUUGGAAAAUGGGAAAAGAGUAAAGGAGAGCGCGUUUUAAAAUCUUGCGUGGCGUUAUUUACUGGAAUUCGAGUUCCAUUAUGCAGAAUAUUACAAAUAUCAGACGAAACGCUUGAUAGCUACAUAAAACAGUUUAAAGCUGAUGUUGAUAUUUACAAAACAUAUUGUAAGGUUCAUAGGUUUUAUGCUGCAAAAAAGUAUUAAGAUAAGUUUUUUAAGAGUUUAACAUUAAGCAUAAGAAUAUAAGAAAGAAUUAUAGUAUAUUAUUAUGAUUGAAUAUGAUAACUGGCUAUUUUAAUAACCUUAAGAGUAAAUUCAUAUUGAUAAAAAAUAAAGAUUUUUG
Rhizophagus irregularis DAOM 181602=DAOM 197198 is the source of this 1318-nucleotide messenger RNA. RefSeq lists its product as uncharacterized. Gene Ontology annotation, molecular function: methyltransferase activity. The record is from RefSeq and is a predicted model, not a curated record. Lineage: Eukaryota; Fungi; Glomeromycota; Glomeromycetes; Glomerales; Glomeraceae.